AUGAAGCUAGACACCUCUCUAGCUAUAAUCUUCGGCACAGUGACCGUUCUUCAAGUUCUUGGUGCGCUGGUCAAAUUCAUCAUGAGAUUAUUCCAUCGACGAAGGCUUGGAGAAAACGAAAAUGAGGACAACUACGACCUCGAACCAGGACCCCCAUCCACCAUCUCCCGAACAACACAGCUACCGCACUCAACAGGUGUAGAGCUCGACACCCUAGCUCCUCCUCGAGAUCCGUCUUAUUUGGACUGGCCCGUGCUGCCGUCUCCGUAUGAUGAAAGCAGCCGUGAGCAGAGGGAGUGGGGAGCCUUAUGACCUAGAGAGAUGUUACAUGGUUGUUUCUUUUCAACCCAUAUAUAGGGAGACGCCAUCACAAAAGCUGGGGAAGGUUUCGUUCAUGUAUCAACUAUGUUCUUACCGUGUCGCCUGGCUCGAGAGGACGGGGGUGUAUACCAGUGGGGUCUUCUCGAGAGCCUCACACUUCUCAUCAGUACACUGGUGACAAGCUCCAGCAAAGUCUCCGUCCGUCAAGUGACAUUGGUGAAGAAGUGGGUGUUAAGCAUCGUGAUUGAGUUAUUGGGAUGGUAAAAGGUAUCUCUAUUGCAAGGGAGUUUCAUUGCAUUACUGUACACUUCCACUGCUCAUCAAUCUUCGUCUUACAAAGCACCCUAGGUUCAUGGC
Messenger RNA from Mytilinidion resinicola, 678 nucleotides. RefSeq lists its product as uncharacterized. Lineage: Eukaryota; Fungi; Ascomycota; Dothideomycetes; Mytilinidiales; Mytilinidiaceae. Bases 1 to 312 code for a protein of 103 amino acids. The transcript is spliced from 2 exons. The record is from RefSeq and is a predicted model, not a curated record.